Molecule: messenger RNA, 285 nt
Organism: Talaromyces proteolyticus
Lineage: Eukaryota; Fungi; Ascomycota; Eurotiomycetes; Eurotiales; Trichocomaceae
Exons: 2
Coding region: 1-285 (94 amino acids)
Source: RefSeq, a predicted model, not a curated record
AUGAAAUACCAAUUAAGACUCCAAUGUUUACUGAACACAAUUAAUAUUUGGAAAUAUACAUUCGGAAACGCUUUGAACAAACUGUUUCACCGUAAAAACCACGAUGAGCAUGGCGGAAAGACGGAAGAUUCUGAAGGUGCCUCGAGUGUGAGUGUAUCCAAGAAAGAAAGUGAGAUAAACAAGCCUGAGGAUGAUUUGGAGAACUCGGGAGAGACACUCAAAGACUCUCUCCAUAAGGAUGAGGAGCUCGAAGAGGAGGGCAAGACUUAUGGGGGUUUGAUGUGA